Anarrhichthys ocellatus (wolf-eel) is the source of this 2551-nucleotide messenger RNA. RefSeq names its product phosphate cytidylyltransferase 2, ethanolamine (gene pcyt2). The coding region runs from base 171 to 1379 and encodes 402 amino acids. The record is from RefSeq and is a predicted model, not a curated record. Gene Ontology annotation, biological process: phosphatidylethanolamine biosynthetic process. Gene Ontology annotation, cellular component: cytoplasm. Gene Ontology annotation, molecular function: ethanolamine-phosphate cytidylyltransferase activity. The transcript is spliced from 12 exons. Lineage: Eukaryota; Metazoa; Chordata; Actinopteri; Perciformes; Anarhichadidae.
GAGCGUCCUAUGUGACGUAGUAAUGGAGGCGUUGGCCGGUCGGUGUCACUGUAUGGUCAGGAAAACCUGAGGCGGAGUAACGACGUCCUUUCAAAGAAUCCUGAGAGUUAAACGGAGUCGAAUACUUUGAAACGUCCUCUAACGCCACUGAGACAUUUGAACCUAUCGAAAUGAUCAAAAACGGUCACUACACCACCAUCGAGCAGCGGGCUGACGCUGGCUGGAGUAAGCCGAGUGGCUCAGUGCGCAGCCCGGAGAAAAGGAAGCGGGUCGUGCGGCUGUGGUGUGACGGCUGCUAUGACAUGGUUCACUACGGUCACUCCAACCAGCUGCGACAGGCCAAAGCCAUGGGAGACUUCCUCAUAGUUGGAGUGCAUACAGAUGCUGAGAUUUCCAAGCACAAGGGUCCUCCGGUCUUCACUCAGGAAGAACGCUACAAGAUGGUACGGGCCAUCAAGUGGGUGGACGAGAUGGUAGAAGGAGCGCCUUACGUCACCACCCUGGAGACUCUGGACAAGUACAACUGUGACUUCUGCGUGCACGGAGACGACAUCACGCUGACGGUGGAUGGCAAGGACACGUAUGAGGAGGUGAAGCGUGAAGGCCGCUACCGGGAAUGUAAGCGCACACAGGGUGUCUCCACCACUGACCUGGUGGGACGAAUGCUUCUCAUGACCAAAGCCCAUCACAGCAACAUGGAUAACCCAGAUUACCAGCAGCAUACAGACAACUUUGGAAAGGGUCCUAAAGGCCACAGUCCAUGGACAGGAGUGUCGCAGUUCCUCCAGACAUCCCAGAAGAUUAUCCAGUUUGCCUCAGGAAAGGAGCCUCAGCCUGGAGACACCAUCAUCUAUGUGGCCGGGGCAUUUGACCUCUUCCACAUCGGCCAUGUUGACUUCUUAGAGAUGGUCUAUAAGCAGGCGGAGAGGCCCUACGUCAUCGUGGGACUGCACUUUGAUCAGGAAGUGAAUCGGUACAAGGGGAAGAAUUAUCCAAUCAUGAACAUCCAUGAGAGGACGCUGAGUGUCCUGGCCUGUCGGUACGUGUCGGAGGUGGUGAUUGGUGCUCCCUAUGCAGUGGGCAAAGACCUGCUGGAUCAUUUUAAGGUUGACCUGGUGUGUCAUGGCAAGACGGAGGUGAUCCCAGACAAAGAUACGGCGGACCCCUACGCUGAGCCUAAGAAGAGAGGGAUAUUCAGGAACAUCGAUAGUGAGAACAAUCUCACCACUGAUGACAUUGUCAAGAGGAUCAUUAAAAACAGGCUGCAGUUUGAAGCCAGGAAUCAGAAGAAGGAGGCCAAGGAGAUGGCAGUGAUCGAGGCGAUGAAGAGGAGAGAGCAGCAGGAGCAGGGUGAAGAUGCAGCUCAGGUUGCUCACUAGUCACCUCAGACCUGGUUCUGUGUCUGAUUUACUCGCCCUGGUACACUCAGCUCUAAGAGGGUGGACUGAACUGACCCAGAAGGAUAGCCAUGUUGGAACUGGCUAGGGGGGAGGGGGGGGGGGGGGUCGGUCUGUCUCCACUAGUCCUCUGGACGCAGAACCCUGCUUUAAAUAUUUGGUAUGCACUGCUGGCUUAGCUUCGCUCAGCCUUUCAUCUAUACAGAUGGCCCCAGCCUAAGCUAUUAGAUCUGCCGUGAAAAGAACACAAAGAAUACAAACUCGUACUACGUUUUAACCUGCAAAAUCAUUCUUAAACCUCUCGUGCUCCACAGGGAACUUUUUAAUGAUGUCUUCUGUCAUGUAGUGUUUUUGUCCAUGAAAUCUGUUUAGGUGUCGAAGUGGUAUGUUCAUUUUGUAAUAAGCCAUAACUUGAAAUGUUAAUGACAUUGUCAGUUGUGUUUUUAGAUUUUAAACCAUAGUAGUCUUCAGGAAGUGUCAGCAGUAACAUUGAAUGUGGUCUAUUUUUCAAUACACUGUGAAUAACAGAUUUAAUUUGAUUUUAAGAAUUCACUUUGUUUUUCUCCAUCCUGGACAAACAUUAUCAUUAGUAUGUUAAGUGAUCUGUGGAGUAGUCUUUUAAUUUUAAAUGUGGAUUUGAUUUUGCACCGUGCGUGUGUGUGUGUGUGUGUGUGUGUGUGUGUGUGUGUGUGUGUGUGAGAGAGUGAGUUGAGGGAGUGUUUGCGCUGUAAAUGACAGUAGUUUCGUGCCUCAUUCCAAAAGCUAUAACUAAUUUAAGGGCUUUUAAUUGUAUCAAAAAGUCUAAACUGUCUGUACAGCUGUUGGUAAAGUCUCUCCUCAGUUUACUACUAAGUGUGUUUUCACUAAAAACAACAACUGGUAUGUUCUCUUUUCUCCUCCUUUGCAAAAGAAUCCAAUAACUUAAUAAACUGGGGCCCAGUAUGACAGUCAAACUGCUUCUGCAAACACUCGUUGAUUGUUUUUCUUGUUAUAUGAGGUGAAUUAUAAAUGGUACGAGACUUUAUAAAGUGUCUAUGGAAUAAAUAGAUUUACUUACUAAAGUUACUAAAUAGUAGAUGGGAAUUUAUUGCAACCUUUCAAUCACUAUAUUGCAAAGUGUAAACCUCCCUUUUAAUAAAUACAUUUCAAAGUGU